Messenger RNA from Dovyalis caffra, 1173 nucleotides. The record is from the annotation of a GenBank genome assembly. Lineage: Eukaryota; Viridiplantae; Streptophyta; Magnoliopsida; Malpighiales; Salicaceae.
AUGGCCAUUGAUUCCCCACAGCCACCUCCUUCCCCUAUCGGAUUCGAAGGCUUUGAAAAGCGACUCGAAAUCACUUUCUCUGAGCCAUCCGUAUUCAAGGACCCAAAUGGGCUGGGCCUACGGGCCUUAACUCGAGCCCAAAUCGACUCAAUCCUCGAGCCUGCUUGUUGCACCAUCGUGGCUCAGCUCAGUAACACUGAGUUCGACUCUUACGUUCUUUCCGAGUCGAGCUUGUUCAUCUACCCAACAAAACUAAUUCUCAAAACCUGCGGUACCACGAAGCUGCUUUUGUCAAUUGUACCCAUUCUGAAGCUGGCUAAGUCACUCUCUCUUGAUGUGUGUCACGUGACUUACUCACGUGGCAGCUUCAUUUUCCCUAAUUACCAGCCUGCCCCUCAUCGAAGCUUUCCUGAAGAAGUCACUGCUUUGAAUGGGUUUUUUGGGUAUUUAAAUGCUAAGGCCUAUGUUAUAGGCGAUUCUGCCUCUUCUAAUCGUAACUGGCAUAUUUAUGUCGCAUGUAAGGAUUCUAAAUCACAGCCGUUGAUCAAAGAUCAGACAUCUGUUGUUACUCUAGAGAUGUGCAUGACUGGCUUGGAUAGAAAGAAAGCUGCAGCAUUUUACAAAAGUACGGCGGAUUAUUCGGCUGCUGAAAUGACUGAAAUGUCCGGGAUUAAUGAGAUUAUGCCCAGUCACAUGAUCUGUGACUUUGACUUUGACCCUUGCGGGUAUUCCAUGAAUGGGAUUGAUGGUACAGCUUUGUCAACAGUGCACGUGACCCCAGAGGAUGGGUUCAGUUAUGCUAGCUAUGAGGCUAUGGGGUUCAACCCAGGUGAGGUUAAGUCGAAGGGGUUGGUGCAGAGGGUGCUCAAGUGUUUUGGACCACGAGUUUUCUCUGUUGCUGUCACGUGCCAAGGUGGUGGGGUCCAGUGGUGGGCCAUGGAGUGUGCUGACGUGGAUGGGUACUCGUGUGACAGUGUGGUGAGGCAGGAGUUGCCUGGAGGUGGGUGUUUGAUUUACAUGACUUACCAUGAGGUGAAGGGGCGCACGCCUUUUAAGAUGAUGAACAUGCAGUGUUGGAAAGAUGUGGAGGAGGAGGAGGAGGUGGUGUUGGGGCUUAGUGGUGGCAGUGGUGGUGGAAUGAUGGCUUGUCCUUAUUAUAUUUCAUCAUUGUGA